Paramecium sonneborni is the source of this 2717-nucleotide messenger RNA. The record is from the annotation of a GenBank genome assembly. NCBI's taxonomy places the organism in Eukaryota, Ciliophora, Oligohymenophorea, Peniculida, Parameciidae.
AUGUCAUUUGAGGUGAAGAAAAGAAAAUAUUAAACUUAAGUUAUAGAAGUUUAAAAAUAGUUAUUAGAAGAUGAAAUGGAUUAUAGGGAUUUAGAAAUAGUUUAAUAAAAUAAACCAUUAAUUUUGAGUCCUGAUUUAGGAAUAAUUGUAGAGAAAUUCAAUCCAUUAUAUGAUAUUGCAUUUGAAUUUUUAAUGUGUGUAGCUGAACCAAUAAGUAGAUCAGAAUUUAUUCAUGAAUAUGUGUAUUGAUAAUAAUUAAUAAAGAUUGACUUAAAUGAGUAUGUAUACAGCGAUGGUAUUAUAAUAUUCAGCAGAUGACAUUAUAAAGCUAUUAGAUUUAUUAUCAAAAAAUAGGGUUCCUUAAAAGAUGGAAAAUUUUAUUCGUCAUCAUACUAAUAAUAUAGGAUAAGCUAAGUUUUUUUUAUAAGAUAAGAGUUAUUAUGUUGAUAUAGGAGAAAGUGUAUUAGAUAAAAUUAUGAUGAAUUUAUAAGACAAGAAUAGUUUAUAGGAAAUAAUAUAAGAGGAAUAGAUUGUUCAUAAUAUUUAAGCGAAUCCAUAAUUGAAAAAUUUAGAAAAUUAAAUAUUAGAGUUAAAAGAAGCUGAUAUAGAAUAAUUAUCAAAAGAGAUAGAUACAUUUAAAGAUUGGAUGGCAUAAGAGAAAACUGAGACUAUUAAGUUUAAAAGAUUUAGAAUAGUAGGAGAUUAUUUUGAUUUAGCAUAGGCUUUAAUUCGUUCAUCAGUUCCUUUGAUUUAAGAAUAUGAUUUUACAAAAGAAUAAUAGAAAUUAGAUAUUAAUUUGAAACCAUCUACUAAACCUAGAUUAUAUUAAUAAAGAGCAGCAAAAAAUGUAAUAAUGGGAGAUUAUGCAAAAUCUGGUCUUAUUGUUUUACCAUGUGGUGCAGGUAAAACUUUAGUUGGAGUUAUAUGUAUGACUUUAAUUAAAAGUUCUACAGUAAUAAUUUGUGAUUCAAAUGUUUCUGUAGAAUAAUGGAAAAGAGAAAUUGAAACUUAUACAACAAUUGAUAAUAGAAGAAUUAUUCGUAUUACUGGAUUUGCGAAAGAUAAAUGGUAAGGUGAGUAACCAGUUAUAAUAUUAACAACUUAUUCUUGGUUGAUUGCAUAAUUUAGAAAUAAUUCAUCAAGUACAAAAACAGUUUGGAAUCAAAUAUCAGAAGCAAAUUGGGGUAUCUGUCUUGUUGAUGAAGUACAUCGUUUACCUGCAGUAUAAUUUUAAAAUGUUUUAAAAUAAAUUAAAUGUGCAAUAAAGAUUGGUUUAACUGCUACUCUUUUAAGAGAAGAUCAAAAAUUAGAUAAUUUAUAUUUCAUGAUUGGACCUAAAUUAUAUGAAGAAAAUUUAAUUGAUUUAAUGACUUAAGGAUUUCUUGCAAAACCACAUAUUAUUGAAAUAUAAUGCGACAUGACUCCAAUAUUCUAAAAAGAAUAUCAAACUAAAAAUAAUAUGUCAGUUAGACAAUUAUUACAUACUGGAAAUCCAGGUAAGUUUAAAGCAUUAUAAUUUUUAAUCAAGAAUCAUGAAAUGUUAGGACAUAAGAUUAUUGUAUUUUGUGAUUCAUUGCUAAUUUUAAAUUAUUAUGCAAUAUUACUAGGAUAUCCAGUUAUAGAUGGAGACUUAAAUACUGAUGAAAAAAAUAAAAUAUUUAGUAUUUUUAAGAAUUCAAAUGAAAUCAAAACUAUUUUUGUUUCUAGAGUUGGAGAUACAGGAAUUGAUAUUCCAUCUGCUAGUGUGGGAAUAGAAAUAGGAUAUUUAGGAGGGUCAAGAAGAUAGAAAGUAUAACGUUUAGGAAGAGUUAUGAGACCAAAAUAAAAUACUAAUAAUGAUAUAUAGGCUUUCUUCUAUUCUUUAGCAAGUAAAGACACUACAGAAAGUGAAUAUUCAUAUAAAAGAUAAAAGUAUAUAACAGAGUAGUUAGGAUUAAAUACAGAAUUGUUAUUGGAAAAUGAUUUACCUUACAACAAAAAUCCUUAGAAAUACAAAUAUCUAAAAUAAAUGAAUGAAAUGGAUUUAUUAGAAUAAAUAAUGUUAUCAUCUAAUGAUUUAACUAAUAAGGAUCCAUAAUUUAUUGAAGAGGAAGUUUAAGUGAUAACUAAUACUUUUUCAUAAGAAUUUGGAGGUGUUUACAAAUUUUAGUGAUUGUUUUUAAAUUUUGUAUUUUAUAUUUAUGAAUUAAAAAAUAGACAAUAUGUCAGAAGAACAAUUAAUGUAAGAAUAUGCAAAACUACCUUUUGAAUAUUUUGCUAAAGAGAGAUGGGAUUAUUAUAUAAAAGUACAUCCUAAUAUGAGUUAAAGUGUAAUUGCGAUUUCGAUGGUAUAUGAUUGGUUAAACUUGUCUGGUUAUAAGCGAGAUGCUUAUGAAAUUUCAAGAAGGUCAAAAUAAAAUGAAAUCAUAAAUAAGAUUGUUUUUCGAAAAAAGUAAAGCGCUCUAAAAAAAUUGGGUGUAUAAUUUCAAAUAAACUACUGCUGUUCAUAGUAGAUAUUCAAACAAAAAGCAGAUGCACUGAAAAAGAGUUUAGAAAGCCUUUUUCCUGAAUUAAGUUGUAAUAAUUAUGCAAUUGGCGGUAAAUCAGAAGAAAUUGCAGUAUAUGCAAUUUAAGAUAAGAAACCAUUCUUGAUUUGGCAUAGUCAUAUAGAUGAACCUGAAGAUCUCACAUAAACAUUUGGAAGACUUGAUUAAAUAUUCUAAUAAUUUAAAUAAUGA